AUGGUACCUCAUUCAAACCUCCUUUCAUCCCUUUUUCGACAACAAUUCAGCAAUGAUAACAGCAAACGAAGAUCCCAUUCAUUAGACCAAGGCAAUCAACGAAUACAGUCUUAUUUCCCAACAAAAGAAGAAUUGGAUAAACCCAUUCCUGAAACUUACCCUUCUCAACCACCAUCUCAACGAAAAAAAUCAACUAAUUUGGUAGGAUCCCUUUUUUCUAAAGCCAAGAAACAUCCUCGAUUGAAACGAGCAGCCACUUUGAUUGAAACCACAGCAAAUCAUUAUAAAAAGUCAACCAAAGAUAUCGAUAAAACAAAAGAGGAUCUUCUUGAAAAGGAUGACAACAAGAAUGAUGAUGAUGAUGAUGAUGCAUUGAUGCCGUCAGUAUUAGGGAUACGAGAAGAUGAUGUGGAUAGAAUGCAACAAAAAAAUGAUUUGAUCCGACUGGCUUUUGCGGGUGAAUUUACACGACCAAUAGAUGAACAAACGAUUGAAAAUGUAUUGGAUAUUGGAUGUGGACCAUUGUCAUGGGCUAUUGAUUUUGCUAAAGAACACCCAAAUGCAAAUGUGAUUGGUAUGGAUUGUUUGAACAUGAUACCACCCGAGACGGCUAUGGACCUUCCCAAAAACUGUCAAUUAGUGAUCCACAACUGCCUCAAGCGAUUCCCUUAUGCCGAUGAUUCCAUUGACCUGUGUCAUGUGCGAUUUAUGAAUGCCUCAUUGAAUAUGGACCAAUAUUGCAAGAUGGUAGCUCACUGCUGGCGGGUGUUAAAACCGGGAGGAUAUAUGGAAUUGAUGGAAAUGGAUAUGAUGGUGUAUAGUCCAGGUCCAGUGACCGAGCUGCUGAACAAUCAAGUCAUUGAAACCAUACGUACUCUGGGACUGAAACCAAGAAUGGCAAGAUACCUACGAGAUGUCCUUCCUCAAGAUGCUAAACUCACUGACAAUUUGAUCACUGAAUUUUAUCGCUCCUUACCUAUUGGCGUCUGGGGUGGUCGAUUGGGUGUUUUAUUCAGGGAUGAUUUGAUUUAUGCUCUGACUCAUGCGCGACAUAUGGAUUCUUUGGUGGAACAAGCUUUAUUUGAAAAUCAACUGCUGGCAGCGGAAAAAGAGUUGGAACAAUGUAAAAGUUAUUCUAAUUUUCAUUUUCUUCGUGUGCAAAAACCUUUUUAA
Molecule: messenger RNA, 1173 nt
Organism: Halteromyces radiatus
Lineage: Eukaryota; Fungi; Mucoromycota; Mucoromycetes; Mucorales; Cunninghamellaceae
Product: S-adenosyl-L-methionine-dependent methyltransferase
Exons: 2
Coding region: 1-1173 (390 amino acids)
Molecular function (GO): methyltransferase activity
Source: RefSeq, a predicted model, not a curated record